AAAAUCCCAAUAGAGGUUUGUGAGGAGGUGCGGAGUGCGGAAGGCGAUGCUCAGGCAGCUCAGCUGGCCAGAGGCAACAUGUCGGUCGUCAGCUGCCUCCGUGCGGGCUCCCUCCCCUUCAGGAGUGCCUGCACCCCGGCACAAUGCUUGGCUAUUAUUCGGCGCGAGAUGGGGGGGCAUGGCCCCAGGAAAAUGGUCAUCACUCCAUCUCGCUGGCAGUGGCACAAGUACAAGGACAUGCUCCACUUCUACACCAUGCUCGGCGUCAUUCCUCUUGGAACAUUGGUGUUUCUCGUAAAUGUGUUCAUUGGUCCUGCUGAGCUGGCUCCGAUCCCAGAAGGCUAUACUCCAAAAUAUUGGGAGUAUUACUCGCAUCCAAUCUCAAGAUUCUUGUCUAGGUAUAUGUGCACAAGCCAUCAGCAGGACUAUGAAAAGUACCUUCACUUCAUGUAUGAUGAAAAUGAGAAGAAACAGAUAAGGUUGACCGAGAAGAAGGUUCGUGAUUUAAUGUCAGAGCGUGGAGAUUCAAAGGCAAUGUACUACAGGCCAAUCCUUACAAGAUACCACCGUAUGGUCCGAGAUGAGUAUGAAAAACUGGAACACAUUAGAGGUCAAUAAGCCUCUUAUUAUUUUGUUCUUCCUUUUUUCUACUUGGCCUCUACUCAAAUUCUGUAGGAUAUAAAUUUGGUUUUGAUGUAUAGUGGAUCUUGAUUGAGUUAGAUCUUUUAAAGUGGAUUGCUGGUUAACAAUAAUUUAAUAAUCUAGUGCGUAUGAGCAUUAUGAUUGCUGAUUGAUAACUUGGGAUGGAUAUUAAUUAUAUUUGCAUUUAAGUGGAUGUAAUUAACAAGACCAUCAUAAGUCAUCAUGUAUUCUGUAAAUUGUAAAUAAAAUAUUUCUUUACAUUAUGA
Procambarus clarkii (red swamp crayfish) is the source of this 908-nucleotide messenger RNA. It is a transcript of the gene ND-SGDH, whose product is annotated as NADH dehydrogenase (ubiquinone) SGDH subunit. The record is from RefSeq and is a predicted model, not a curated record. NCBI's taxonomy places the organism in Eukaryota, Metazoa, Arthropoda, Malacostraca, Decapoda, Cambaridae.